This is a messenger RNA of Andrographis paniculata, 1256 nucleotides long. Its product is annotated as putative F-box protein PP2-B12. NCBI's taxonomy places the organism in Eukaryota, Viridiplantae, Streptophyta, Magnoliopsida, Lamiales, Acanthaceae. Bases 30 to 998 code for a protein of 322 amino acids. The transcript has 3 exons. Gene Ontology annotation, molecular function: protein binding. The record is from RefSeq and is a predicted model, not a curated record.
AUAUUUUCCGCUAACGUUUCAUCAGGUCAAUGGCGGUGGAAAUGGAAAUCAGCGGCGAUAUCUGCGCUCUCCCGGAGCAUUGCAUAGCCAACGCGCUGUCGCUCACGAGUCCGAAGGAUGUUUGCCGCCUCUCGGCGGUGGCCUCAACAUUCCGAUCGGCGUCAGAGUCCGACACCGUUUGGGAGCGGUUCCUUCCGUCUGAUUAUCGCGACAUCCUUUCGCGCGCGGUUGAUGGCUCCGAUUCGUUGGUCGAUCGGUUCGAUUUGAAGAAGGAUCUGUAUCUACAUCUGUGCGAUAAUCCCGUGCUCAUCGAUGGUGGUCGGAAGAGUUUUUCACUGGACAAAACGAGUGGUAAGAAAUGUUUCAUGCUAUCGGCAAGAGAGCUCUAUAUAGUAUGGGGAGACACACCUGCGUACUGGAAAUGGAUCUCUCAUCCCGAAUCCAGGUUCUCUGAAGUUGCAGAGCUCAUCGAUGUGUGCUGGCUGGAGAUACGUGCUAAAAUUAGCAUAGACAUGCUGUCUCCGGGGACCAAUUACGCUGCAUACUUCGUGUUCAAUUCAGCAUCCAGAAUGUACGGAUUCGAGCAGAUCCCCGCGGAGGCUUCCCUGGAGGUGAACGGACACGAAAGCGAGAAGCGCAGCGUUUCAUUGGAUCCUGAAGGAUCUCAGAGGCAACGAAACCAAAUAGUCCCUCGGCGCAUGGGAUGGUUCUACCAUCGUCUACCCCGUAUACAGCCAUAUCAGCGGCAUCACCAUGAGACUAGUGCAGCAACAUCGUCGAAUGAGGAGGAAGAGGAGGACAGAAUGAUAUACCCGAGACGAAGGGAUAAUGAUGGAUGGAUGGAAGUGGAGCUUGGGGAGUUUUUGGUCCAUGGAAGUGAAAAUGGGGAUUUGAAGUUGUCGUUGAUGGAGGUUAAAGGAGCCAAUUGGAAGAGUGGGAUCAUUGUUGAAGGGAUCGAAAUUAGACCCAAGAAGAGUGCGAAGAAUAGCAGUCAAUGAUACAUCUGGGGGUUUAAUUCUUGUGAAGAUUUUGAGAUUUAUUCAUCAUAUAUCAUCAGCUGGUGGUCGUGGAUUUACAUAACCAGAUCUGUCUCUCACUAGUUUGUAUUAAGGGUAUAAUUUUGGAUGGCAAUUGGAAUGAGUGAGGUGUCAAUUGAGGGGGUGUGUGUAGUAUGCAUGGAGGCCACGUGUAGGCCUACGCCGCAUAUGAACAAUCGAUCAUUACACUAUAAAUAAAUGAUUAAUCUUCCUACGCCA